Messenger RNA from Loa loa (African eye worm), 315 nucleotides. RefSeq lists its product as hypothetical. The transcript has 4 exons. The coding region runs from base 1 to 315 and encodes 104 amino acids. The record is from RefSeq and is a predicted model, not a curated record. Lineage: Eukaryota; Metazoa; Nematoda; Chromadorea; Rhabditida; Onchocercidae.
AUGGCAGAUCUUAUCGAUAUCGAUGAUGAUCAGCGGCGCAACGGACCCUGCAUCCUCUAUGACGCAAGUUGGGCAGUGUGGAGUGAAAGGCAGGCGCGCGCGCAAAAAGUACAGUUGGUGAGGACAGUCGAACAGAUAAAUAGACAAACGGACGGACUUGUUUGCUAUGUGAAAAGGAAAGAUCUAUUUGGCGAUCUGUCUAUCUAUCCGUGGGCUCGCUCCAUCAGGGAACUUGUUCCCUCAUCAGUUUUGGCGCCACAUCAGCCUCUUGAACAUUUCAAAGGAAAAGAAAUUCAUUGUUCGGUCACUUGGUAA